AUGCACCACACAAAAGCACCACAGAAAAAUGAGAAGCCAAUCUCAGCUUUCAGAAUUAUUUUACCUGGGAUUUUCAGAGUACUCAGCACUGCAGCCUCUUAUCUGAUCACUGUCAGUGGGAACCUGCUCAUCAUGCAGGCUAUCAAAAUUGACCACCACCUCCACAAGCCCAUGUACUUCUUCCUUGCCAAUCUGUCCUUGGUGGACAUCUGCCUCACCUCCACCACCAUCCCCAAGAUGCUGGUGAACAUCCAGACAUACAGCAGAGUUAUCUGCUAUGCAGGCUGCAUCACAAAAAUGUUCUUCUUUCUGCUUUUUGCAAAACUGGACAAUUUUAUAUUGGCUGUAAUCUACAACCUGUUUGUGGCCAUCUGUCACCCACUGCACUACCAGGUCAUCAUGAAUCCCAGGUUCUGUGUUCACCUGCUUCUGUUGUGUUGGGCCACCAGUCUCCUGCAUGCCCUGUUGAAAAGUUUAAUGGUGCUGCAUCUAUCCUUUUGUCUGCAUGUGGAAAUUCAUCACUGUUUCUGUGAACUGAAUGAGGUGGCCAAGCUUGCCUGCUCAAACAAUUUUCUUAAGGAUGUGGCCAGAUAUAUCGUACCUAUGCUGCUAGCCAUUGUUCCCCUGACUGGGAUCUUGUAUUCCUACUACAACAUCAUCUCCUCAUCCAUUCCAUCUUCUCAUCUCAGGGCAAGCAUAAAGCAGUAA
Ochotona curzoniae (black-lipped pika) is the source of this 708-nucleotide messenger RNA. Its product is annotated as olfactory receptor 7A10-like. Gene Ontology annotation, cellular component: membrane. Gene Ontology annotation, molecular function: olfactory receptor activity. The transcript has a single exon. The coding region runs from base 1 to 708 and encodes 235 amino acids. Lineage: Eukaryota; Metazoa; Chordata; Mammalia; Lagomorpha; Ochotonidae. The record is from RefSeq and is a predicted model, not a curated record. Gene Ontology annotation, biological process: G protein-coupled receptor signaling pathway.